AUGGCAGAAGGGGACCCCCUGAUAUCAGUGGAUUAUGAAGUUUUUGGGAAAGUGCAAGGUGUGUUUUUCCGCAAGUACACUCAGGUAAUGCAAAUGGAAAAUUUAAUUACUGAAAGUCAUAGCAAGAGCUAUGUUCCAAUUAGAUUUGCUACUAAUUAUGUAUG
This is a messenger RNA of Lipotes vexillifer (Yangtze River dolphin), 164 nucleotides long. RefSeq names its product acylphosphatase-1-like. The transcript has 3 exons. The record is from RefSeq and is a predicted model, not a curated record. NCBI's taxonomy places the organism in Eukaryota, Metazoa, Chordata, Mammalia, Artiodactyla, Lipotidae. The annotation marks the transcript as partial.